AUGCCGAAUCGUGUCCGGAACGAGCUGAUUGCUACGAUAGCGGAGUUCGUCGGUACCUUUAUGUUCCUCUUCUUCGCCUUUGGAGCAGCACAAGUUGCAGAUGCUGCAGCAAUCGUUGAGAGCGGCCCCAGAACACAGACGAACAACUCGAUAUCGCAAGCACCAAACACGUCGGCUCUGCUGUACAUCAGUCUUGCUUCUGGUUUCUCCUUAGUCGCCAACGUCUGGGUGUUUUACAGGAUAUCAGGUGGCCUCUUUAAUCCAGCCGUGACAUUGGGCCUCUACCUUGUCGGCGCUCUUAAACCGGUACGGGCAACUUUGUGCUUUAUUGCCCAGAUCCUCGCUGGCAUUGCAGCCGCAGCGGUCAUAUCGGGAAUCCUUCCUGGGCCUCUCAAUGUCACCACGACUCUGAAUAACGGCAUGUCAAUUACACGCGGUGUCUUUUUAGAGAUGUUCCUUACCGCCGAACUAGUCUUCACUGUCUUCAUGCUGGCAGUGGAGAAGCACAAAGCCACGUACCUUGCCCCAGUUGGCAUCGGUCUCGUACUGUUCAUUGCCGAAAUGACAGGUGUCUACUUCACCGGCGGAUCGUUAAAUCCCGCUCGAUCCUUCGGCCCUGCUGUCGUAACUGGCCGGUUCGAAGGCUAUCAUUGGAUAUACUGGGUCGGCCCCUUCCUCGGUACCCUCAGCGCGUACGCCUUCUACGAGUUGAUGAAGUUCUCCGAAUAUAAAACGGUCAAUCCAGGGCAGGACCUCAACGAUCAAGAGGACAAGUUCUUCCAGCCGCCGGAAGACCCAUCGACAGCGGAGCAGGUAGAAACACCGAACGUGCCGGCUCAAAUGGCAGACCAGAUUGCGGAGCGGGUAGCGCUGGCAAUCGAUCGACGUUCACUCGAUAUCGCCCUCGGCUAG
Messenger RNA from Coniosporium apollinis CBS 100218, 912 nucleotides. RefSeq lists its product as uncharacterized. The transcript is spliced from 3 exons. Gene Ontology annotation, molecular function: water channel activity. The record is from RefSeq and is a predicted model, not a curated record. The coding region runs from base 1 to 912 and encodes 303 amino acids. NCBI's taxonomy places the organism in Eukaryota, Fungi, Ascomycota, Dothideomycetes. Gene Ontology annotation, cellular component: plasma membrane. Gene Ontology annotation, biological process: transmembrane transport.